UAGUGUGAAGUGUUGCAGCUCUGUGAUGGAGAGAUUCCUGUAGUUGUGGAUGCAGUUAAACAGUUCUGUGUGUGUGUGUGUUGUAGUGGGAGGGGAUUCCUCAUCCCCCCCCCUUCCUCCCUCUCAGAAUUAAACUCGGAAAAGACGACGGCUUUAACACGCGCGCUCGUGUUUCCAAGCCGCACCUCUGGAGCCGCGCGAGCGCAGCCGCCGCCGCUGCCGCCGCUGCUGCUGUGCGUGUGGCUCCACGCGCGCGCGCGCCCCUUCUCGUACCCGUCACGCGGUGGAGGUGAUGACGUGCCGGCGGUGCGCCCACCCACGCGCCGACGUAUUUUCGACGCGAGAUCUCGCGGAUUUGAUCGCGACGGACGUUCGGCGAAGCUGUGCGCUGUCGGUGCGCGUCGGAGGCUGAGGACGCUGCGGACGCUGCGGCGCGCAUCUCUCGAUAAACAGCGAGGAGGAUGCUGCAGUCGGCACGCGGCUCUGCCCAGGGGACGCGCGCGCCUCUUCUUCCUCGCCCCGGUUCUUCAAUUGCUUUCGAUUCAGCCGCGCGCCUUUCCAAAAACUGAGCAUGCAUUUCUUUCCAAACCGGUAUCCGCAAAAACAACCGCUGCAGGAUGUGCACCGCGCGCUGCGCACCGAAUCCUGUUCCGUGCGUGUGGAGUGACUGAGACAAAAAUCUGUAAUAUGAAAGUCAAACACAUGACCAACAUCCUGACAUUUCAGUUCUAGAUUUUAUUUAUCUAGAUUGCAUAUUUUGAACGUUUAUAAUCGGAUACAAAAACAGCAAAAAGGAGCUAAAAAAAAAAAAAAAAAGAUGAUAGCGUUCAGCUUGCCAUCGAUACAGCACCAGGAGCCGAAAAGAGAAAGAAAAGUCACGGAUGCGCGAGCCGGAGGAGGGAGGUGUGUGUAUCUGUGUGUAAUAUCAGUGAUUGGACCUGCAGCCGGAGCAGGGACGGAGGAAGGACAGAAAGACAGCUCCGCCUGAGAGACCUUAACAUCAGCAUGGAUUGCACUGCAGCGGAGGACUGCUGUUCAUUCUUAUGCAGUUAAUUUCUUUUUCUGAGGUCGUCUUCAUUUAAAAUGACAGUGUUUAAAUGCUGCAUGAAAUAUUUACGCUUUGCUAAUAGCAGAUGAGAGCAAGGCUGCUGAAUUGAAUGAAUAAUUUAUUAACUGCACUCACUUAUUUUAAUUGCUUAUUAUACUAGAACACAAGCACAGUAUAAACCAGUGAACUCCACCAGCUAGGCCUUCUCCAGAACAACUACCUAAAUUACCUCUCCACUUCACACUUGCGGCAUUCAGAUCAUGACAUAUUAAGUGUAUUCAGAAAGAAUCUCUCUGAAAGGGCAUUAAGGCUGUACAGUGAAGAUCCAGCUGGACAUUUAUGAUGCCGAACCCCAUAAGGCCGUGCUGACUUUGGUGUGGACUGUGUGGGUUUGGGACAGGCUCAGCACCGCUGUCUUACCUGACCUGCGUAAAAGAUUCCUAGAACUGAGGGAAAGCAGUGAUGGAUGUCUUAAAAGGGGAGACAGUCUGGAAAGACUCAUUCACGCCUUGCUGAACUGCCACUUUGUAGACUUUUCUCUCUGAGCUCCACAGACUUGCACUCAGAAACAGAGAGAGACAGACUAAGCUAAGAGAAGGCCUGCAAGCCUGAAGCCUCUUCUUUCUUUGAGCACGCUCGUGCUCGCAGAAAGAGCUUUGCCACAGUGAGGCAGAGAAGCAUGGAAACUCCGCCCACUGCCCCUCCCCAGCAAUUCCGUCAGUCGAGUUUUCUUAGCCGCCGUCUGAAAAGCUCAAUUAAGCGAGCCAAGAGCCAGCCCAAACUUGAUCGCACCGGAAGCUUCCGCCACAUGAUUCUCCCACGAUUCCGCAGUGCUGACCAGGAAAGAACACGUCUGAUGCAGAGCUUCAAGGAGUCUCAUUCCCACGAGUCUUUGCUGUCGCCAAGCAGCGCGGCCGAGGCGCUGGACCUCACGCUGGACGAGGAUGCCAUCAUCAAGCCCGUCCACUCCAGCAUCCUCGGCCAGGAGUACUGCUUUGAGGUAACAACAGCCUCAGGCACAAAGUGUUUUGCCUGUCGAUCGGCUGCUGAGCGGGACAAGUGGAUCGAGAACCUGCAGCGAGCCGUUAAACCCAACAAGGAUAACAGUCGUCGGGUGGACAAUGUUCUUAAAUUGUGGAUUAUCGAGGCGCGGGAUCUUCCACCUAAAAAGCGCUACUACUGCGAGUUGUGUCUGGAUGACAUGCUGUACGCGCGCACCACCAGCAAGCCUCGAACAGACACAGUGUUCUGGGGUGAGCACUUUGAGUUCAACAACCUCCCUGCUAUCCGGAGCCUGCGCCUGCACCUCUACAAGGAGACAGACAAGAAGCGACGCAAGGAGAAAAGCACAUAUCUUGGCUUGGUCAGCAUUCCCAUCUCGAGCAUCACAGGCCGUCAGUUUGUGGAGCAAUGGUACCCAGUCAUCCAGCCCAGUGUCCUUGCAAAGGGUGGUGGUGUGGGCAGUGGAAAGGUCAUUAAUGCCUCACUGAGGCUCAAAUCACGCUACCAGACUAUGAGUAUCCUGCCCAUGGAGCUGUAUAAGGAGUUUGCAGAGUAUGUGACGAAUAAUUACCGCACUCUGUGUGCUGUUCUGGAGCCACUCUUGAGUGUGAAGAGCAAGGAGGAAGUGGCCUGUGCCCUGGUGCACAUUCUACAGAGCACCGGCAAGGCCAAGGAUUUUCUCUCGGACAUGGCGUUGAGUGAGGUGGAUCGUUUCAUAGAUAGAGAGCAUCUGAUCUUCAGGGAGAACACACUGGCGACCAAAGCCAUAGAGGAGUACCUCAAACUUGUUGGACAUCGCUACCUUAAAGACACCAUUGGUGAGUUUAUUCGUGCACUGUAUGAGUCAGAGGAAAACUGUGAGGUGGACCCCAUGCGAACCCCACCUUCCAUGCUCCCAGACCACCAGGCUAACCUACGCAUGUGCUGUGAACUUGCACUCUGCAAGAUCAUCAACUCCCAUUGUGUUUUCCCCCGGGAACUUAAGGAAGUAUUUGCAUCGUGGCGUGUUCGUUGUGCUGAAAGAGGUCGUGAGGACAUUGCAGAUCGGCUCAUCAGUUCCUCACUGUUCCUGCGCUUCCUGUGCCCAGCCAUCAUGUCUCCAUCACUGUUUAACCUGACGCAGGAGUACCCAUCUGAGCGCACAUCCCGAACCCUCACGCUCAUCGCCAAGGUGGUGCAGAGCCUGGCCAGCUUCUCCAAGUUUAGUGGUAAAGAGGAUCAUAUGAUGUUUAUGAAUGAGUUCCUGGAGAUGGAGUGGGGAUCCAUGCAGCAGUUCCUCUAUGAGAUCAGUAAUGUGGACUGUGGUAGUAACGCGGGGGCGUUUGAGGGUUACAUCGACCUCGGCCGAGAGCUCUCUAUCCUGCACAGCCUGCUCUGGGAAGUCAUGGCCCAACUGAGCAAGGAUGCUAUCUUGAAGCUAGGGCCCUUGCCACGUUUGCUGAACGACAUCAGCGUCGCUCUGAGGAACCCACAGCUGCACCGGCAGGCGAGUCACCAGCCACCCGAACGACACCUCGCACGCACGCCCUACAGCCGCCCAGCCACUAAUGACUUCCAGAGCCUGAUGAUGAGGGAGCAGAACAGUUCUAUAGAUAUCUCUCGUCUACCAUCUCCUACCUCCGGAGGCGGAGCUCUCUCUCACCCGGGCAUGGCUGGCUUCGACAGAGAUCACCGUGGCAACAAAGAUGUGUUCUAUGUGGCACGCCCACCCUUAGCCCGCUCAAGCCCCGCCUACUGCACCAGCAGCUCUGACAUCACUGAGCCAGACCCUAAGGUGCUGAGUGUGAAUAAGAGUGUAUCUAUGAUGGACCUGCAGGACUCUCGCAUCAACAGCAUUUCCAACCUGCACUCUGUGAACGACAUGCUGAACUCGUCACAGGGCUCCAUCGCUGGACUGGGCAGUUUCGGUGGCGCUCCUCUGCGGCUCGGGGGCAUGAGGUUCAGCCAUUCGGGCGGCUUGGCCUCGGACUCGCUCUCCCAGCAGCAGCAGCAUGCGGCAGCUGCCAUGCACGUGCCGCUCUCCUUCCAGAACCCGCUGUUCCACUUGGCUUCGGAUGGGCCUCAGUACCAUGGCCCACCCCAUGCCUCACACGCCCCACCGCUUCUGCUCGCCCCGGAGCCUGAGAACGGGCACGCAGGCUUCGGUGUGCCAGCCUUCGGCCAUGGCGGGUUCUCUCGCAGUGAGGAUCUCUCAGCCCUGCGCACGCAGAACAGCCUGGUGCAGCCCAGCAUUGUCCACUCGCACAGCUACAGUGACGACUACACCCGCCACAACCAGGCUGACUACGCACGCCGGCAGCUAUCACUGCAGGUGCAGGAGAAUCUCCAUCAGCAGGUAUUAAUGGGCAUGGCCCCUCAGACUGCUACCGGCACCGGAACACCCGCCUCAGUUGCAACGCCCCCAGCCACCAUGCACCCUGUCCGUCAGGCUUCUAUGGCUCCUCCCCCUACACAGCGUAUUAAGCCUCAGCCUUCCCACCAGCUGUCAGUCAGCUCAGCUGCUAACUCCACCCCACCCAAGGUCCGACCCCAGAGCGGAAACCUCCUUCAGUCACCUGAGUCGAGUUUUGGAGCAAGGCCGUUGCCACGGCAGCAGCUGUCAGUUAAGGACAGCCCCGCCCCUGGUCUCCCUCACCAGUCCAGCACAGCCAGUGAUAGCCAGCCACCACAGGGGGGUGCUAAUGAGAACACAGAGAAUGCACAGAGUGAUACUCCUGCUAAAACUGCUCCACAAUCCAACCAACAGCACCUACUAAAACCAACUACUAACAAGCAGGGCUCUAAGUCUCCCUCCACACUGAACCCUCCGACCCCUGCAUCCGAGCGGACAGUCGCCUGGGUGUCCAACAUGCCGCACCUGUCAGCUGACAUCGAGAGUCUGCGUGUGGACAGAGAGGACCUGAAACUGAAGGAGCACUCUAAGAGCAUGGACGAGUCUCGGCUGGACCGGGUGCGUGAGUAUGAGGAGGAGAUCCACUCCCUGAAGGAGCGGCUGAUGAUGUCCCACCGUAAGCUGGAGGAGUAUGAACGCAGGCUGCACUCCCAAGAGCAGCAGACCAACAAGAUCCUGCUGCAGUACCAGAGCCGUCUGGACGACAGCGAGAGGAGACUGAGGCAGCAGCAGCUGGAGAAAGACUCGCAGAUCAAAGGCAUCAUCAGCAGGCUGAUGGCGGUGGAGGAUGAGUUGAGAGGCAGUGGCGUUUCUGACCUCAAAUCCCGAAUAUUUACAGGAGAGGAUGAUCCAUAUUCCUCUCUGGGUUCGGUUGAGCAAAGCAUGGUUCCAGGAGGGGAGGGGGUUCUUCCGCUGAACCCCAUCUCGGCUCUCUCCUCCACAACCAGCUCCCCUUGGAAUGGAGCUCUCCCUCCCCUGCCCCCACACCUGCACAUCAGCCAGAACGGUGAUCUACGUGGCAAUACCGGCUUCCCCGGCGCAGCCAUCGCUACAGCAGCUGGGGCCGCAGCCUGCUGGGCCACGCAGGGAGGGAGGCUGGGCUAGUCAUGUGGCCUUUGAACACUGGGAGAGCUUUGUGCUGUGCAAAUACAUGCGCAUUGUUGCUAGCAAAAAUAUUGAGUCUUCACAUCCCAGCAUGAGUCUGUGGCUGAAGAAUCUGUAGUCAGCUUAACAGCCAUCUGUCCAUUUUUUUCGCUUUUAUCUGUCCAUUAAAGGGAACAUCAGCCAAAAUUGCUAAUGAAAUGAAAAUCAACUGAAUUUUAGCAAUUUUAGCUGAGCUUUCUUUGAGUUUCUUAGCAAGGAAAGUCCCUCUUUAGAUAGGGGGCUGUGUAAUAGUGUGUGAGGAUUAGGUUCUGUCAGAGCUCUAUUGUUCUCUUAAGCUGCGAUUAAUGUGCUAUUGGCUUAAGCAUUUGGUAUAUAGACAUGUUUUUUUUUAAAAUAUAUAAACAUUUAGCCUAUUGUUAGUUUAUUUGAAAGUUUCUAAAAUCUUAAGCAGAAUGACUCAUAAUUGGCUAUAAAUGCCUAAAGCAUAUAUUAAUGAGACACUAUUUUUAAUGUCACAAGGGCUGUGAAAACAAAAGUGUGAAGAUGUGUUUACAUUUCCAUGAAUCAAAGAACUAAUUUCUAUAUCUAUGACUUGUAGAUUUGCUGUUAGUGGUUCUAGUAGAGAGAUUUUCAAGAGGUGGAUAUUUUUCCAUGAGAAUUAGUGGUGUACUUCAACAGCUGAGAUAUGAGUCAUUUCGUUUUUCUUUUUAACUAUCAAUCUGAAUCGUUUGUGUGUGUCUAUGUGACUGCCAUCUAUCACUCAUACCAUUCCCAUGCCACUUGCUACUGUAAAUGUGUGUAGCUUAUCUGAAUGUGUUUUCAUAUGUGGAUGAUAUAUUAAUUAUUAUAAACUAAGGUGUGAAUGCAAUGACAGGGACUUUAUAAAUGCCAACCAAGAUUCCUGGACAAUUAACCUGUCAAUCAAAGGCUAAGUGGACUCUCAUUGGACACUAAGCCACCUGCUACCCUCCUGCGCUCACUUUGUCUUUCUCUCCCUUAGCCGAUCUAUGGUGGGCACACCGGAACAUGAUUGGACCACAGCAGCGCGAAAGGAUAUGUGACUGGACCCACGCCAGUCCAGGAACCUCUCUUGUUUCUGAUUGGUUGAGAGAGGAGAGAGAAAGAGGAAGAGCCUGAGAAAAAAGAACAACAAAAAAAAAAAACAUCGCUCUGACACGUCAAACCCCAAAAAGCACACAAAAUCACAUACACAAGAGCACAUUCUUUAUGUCUCUCUACUUCUUUCUCUCCCUCUCUUUUCCUCCCUGAGCCAAAAUAACGACAAUCACCUCUUUUUUAUGUAGUGGAUUGACAAAUUAGCUACUCGGUGCUGUUUAUUCUAUUAUUUAUUCGGCCAUUAUUACUUUAGGAUCUUUGGUACAAAUUAAAGUUACAAACAGAGGGACCUGAUUCAUGUAUCCUCUUUUUUUGCCCAUAGUACACCUCAGACUUUCUCUCUAUGUCUUUCCCUCUCUCAGCAGGCGUGUUUGUUGUAUUCAGCAUGAUGGCUGUAGAGGGGCUGUGUUGGUCUUUGUGUGUGUGUGCGGUUAUGGUGUGUAUUACCAACUCCAUAGCCCACAAGCCUCCAAGCUCUAAUAAUGACUCUUAAUUUUUGUUCUUGUAAUUUUUUUUUUCCUAUAAUGAGCCUUUUCAAUCUUUUUAUGGAGGUGUGGUCUUUUCUGAGCCAAUCAGAUGUCGCCAUACUGCUCAGAAAGCCCUUCCUGUGCCGCGCAGUGGGCGGCGCCUCUUCUCUGUGCCUAAAGAGCUCUAUACAAAACAGGGGAAAUGAAAAAAACUUCAUCGACAGGAGCGCACAGGACACUCCAAUUUUUCAAGCUGUGGAGUUUGAAAGAGUAUGAUGUUUGAUUAAUAUUGUCUCUGUUUGGACUUUGCUGCUUUAAGGACUUUUAAGGAUCAGCAUCCCUUCAUCAUCUCAUCCAGUCGAUGGGACGGAAAUGACACAAGCGAAGAUACAGCGCCACCGUGUGUGUGUGCGCGUCUAAGAGCAGAAACAACCUGCUUUAGUGAGCAAGACCGUGUGUAACAUCCGUCUGCACAUGAACGAUGGGACGUAUUCUGCGUACAGGUGCUUCUGGGCAUCGAUGCAAAUGGAUUUGUCUUUUCCUUUGUGAGCGUGUGCAUGCAUGUGCGUGUGAACUAGAGAAAUAGGGAAUAGGAACGGGAUCAGAAGGAGAACACCAAGGAUGACCAUGGUUUCAUCAGCUAACGGCAGGGACCCGCCUUGAGAGGAAACUGCAGUAGAGACAAAAAAUCUAUAUGAUCUAGUAUUUAUAAAGUCUAGCUUUAGUAUUUAUAACUCUAGACCUAUAGCCCAUCUUUAUUCUAUUAGACUUUAUUUAAGCACAAAUAUACCCAUUACCAAUGUACUAUAUUGUGGUAAUGUAUUAUACUACUCUCCUAAAGCAUGGAGACACGCACAUACACACACUUAUACACACACUCACAUUGAUCAUAGAAGGAAGUAGUAGCAUCAUACCUCAUUCGGUCCUACUGUUAUCUUCUUUCCAUUAGGCGCACCGCAUCUAUCAAUCCGACGCUUCUGUUCGGUUUUCCUCGCCGUUCGAUUGGAGUUUUUCUGAGAUCGGUAGCUGAUUUCUUUCGCUUGUGAGCUUCAGUUGGAUUUGAUGUACAUAAGAGCUGAGGAUUCAAGACCUGUUGAUUUCUACAGUUUUAUUCAUUUUACCAAGUCCUAUUGUUUUUUUCUGAUUCUUCCUUGAUGUUCGAUAGAUGAUUACACACAUAUACACCAUUAGUUGGUUUUGCUGGUAGGUUUUUAGUCACUUGCUUUUUAUUUAUUAUGAUUCUUCUUCUUAUUAUUAUUAUUUUUCUGUGGUGGUUGAAAGUAUUGAUAACUUAUUAUGUCUGCACUUCAGAUAUUAUUUAUUUUUCAAAAAAAAAAAAAAAUCUAAUCGUGCCCCGUGCCUAACUGUUCUGGUUCUGAAACUUUGGUGAGAAAGUUAGAUGGCUCUGCUUGUUCGCCGCCAUGGAUCAGAACCAGUAAUAAAUGAAAUAUGAAGCAGAACCUUACAAUACUCUAGUCACCUUUUGUGUAUAAAAGUCCUCCUGAGAAAGAUUGUGCUGGUGAAACGUUUUCUCCCAUCGUGUAGCGCUAUAUUUGUUUUUUAGAGUCAUGAGAUUUUGUAUCUAAUCUUCAGAAUGAAAUGCCCAGAGCGGGUCUACUCCUACCCUUAAACUUAGCCAUAGACAUGGACAAGCCAUACACACCCUGUCCUUCUCACGGGCUUUAGGAGCGUAGGAAUGUAUAUAUUUCUAUCGAACCACAGAAACACGUACCGGCGAAGGAAAGGCUCAGUGUUUAACAAUGUGGGACACCUCAGCAUAUGGAGAAAUGUUGUGAAUGUUAAUAUUGUUAAGAAGACAAUUAUUCUAUUCAAAUAUGACUAUUAUUGUAAUUAUCAUUGCUUUCAUUUUCUUGAUGAUAUGAUUAUUGAUUGAUCAGAAAUUUCUUUCAUUUUGUGAAUAUGAGUUUACUAUUAUUCCAGAAGUUUAAAUAAUUGGACAAAUUAAUAAAUAGAUAUAUGCUAACCUUUAA
This is a messenger RNA of Pangasianodon hypophthalmus (striped catfish), 9120 nucleotides long. It is a transcript of the gene syngap1a, whose product is annotated as synaptic Ras GTPase activating protein 1a. The transcript is spliced from 19 exons. Gene Ontology annotation, biological process: regulation of GTPase activity. Lineage: Eukaryota; Metazoa; Chordata; Actinopteri; Siluriformes; Pangasiidae. The record is from RefSeq and is a predicted model, not a curated record. Bases 1728 to 5546 code for a protein of 1272 amino acids.